GUUACGUGCAGGAAGAGGGAGCCUCCAUCUUAGGCGCUCGACGCGUCGCGGCGGCGGCGGGAUGGCGGCUGAUAGCCGGGAGGAGAAAGGUGAGUUAAAUUUGUUCACGGAAGGAUCCAACAUACCCCAGAGUCAACAAAAGAUGAGUUACAGGAGAGCCCAGUUGGGAGUGUCUGUAAUGAAAAGGACCCAUUUGGAUCUUCCCCCUUCAGCAGUGAUGAACUAUGGUGAACUGAACGUUCUGGAUGACAUUUUGACUGAUGCUCCUGACCAAGAUGAUGAGUUGUAUAACCCCGACAGCGAACAAGAUAAAAGUGAAAAAAAGGGAUCAAAAAGAAAAACUGACAGGAUGGAAAAUGCUGAAAGCAAGAGACAAAAACCUUCUGUACAUUCAUCAAGGCAGAUGAUGCCAAAGCCUCCUAGUUCGUCAGUUAGCAAUAACAAGAGAAUAGUGAGUACGAAAGGAAAACCAGUAUCAGAGUACAAGAAUGAGGAGUAUCAGAGGUCUGAUAGAAACAAGCGCCCAGACGGUGAUCGAAAGACGCGCAUGUCAAGCAGUUCCAGGGAACCUUAUAAAGGACAACCAGAAAAAACUUGCAUGCGGAAGAGGGAUAUUGACAGAAGGGCGAAGUCUUCUACACCAGAUGGUUCAGAGAGAAUCAGGCAUGAUGUGGAUAGAAGGCCAAGCAGAUCCAGCCAUUCUUCUAAAGAAGAGGUGAACUCUGAGGAAUAUUGUUCCGAUCACGAGACUGGCAGUAGUGGUUCCUCUGAACAAGGCAAUACAGAGAAUGAGGAGGAAGGAAUGGAAGAAGAGGAAGAUGAUGAAGGGGAGGAGGAUGAAGAGGUGGAAGAAGAUGGGGAGGAGGAUGAAGAAGAGUAUGAACAGGAUGAGAGAGAUCAGAAGGAAGGAAAUGACUAUGACACACGAAGUGAAGCCAGCGAUUCCGAUUCUGAAUCCGCCUCUUUCACAGAUGGGUCAGUCAGAUCUGGGACUGGUUCAGAUGCAUCAGAUGAGAAAAAGAAGGAGAGGAAGAGAGCUAGAGGUAUCUCUCCGAUUGUUUUUGACAGAAGUGGAAGUUCUGCAUCAGAAUCGUAUGCAGGUUCAGAAAAGAAGCAUGAGAAAUUAUCAUCUUCCGUUCGUGCUGUCCAAAAAGACCAAACAAGUAAACUUAAAUACAUUCUCCAAGAUGCAAGAUUCUUUCUCAUCAAGAGUAAUAACCAUGAAAACGUAUCACUUGCUAAAGCAAAGGGAGUAUGGUCGACACUUCCAGUGAAUGAAAAGAAGCUUAAUGCUGCAUUUAGAUCAGCAAGGAGUGUUAUUUUGAUAUUUUCUGUAAGAGAGAGUGGCAAAUUCCAAGGAUUUGCAAGACUGUCUUCAGAGUCCCAUCAUGGAGGAUCACCUAUACACUGGGUGCUGCCUGCGGGAAUGAAUGCAAAAAUGUUGGGAGGUGUCUUUAAAAUUGACUGGAUUUGCAGGCGUGAAUUGCCGUUCACUAAGUCUGCUCACCUGACCAAUCCUUGGAACGAGCAUAAGCCAGUAAAGAUUGGACGUGAUGGACAGGAAAUUGAGCCGGAAUGUGGAACGCAACUUUGUCUUCUCUUCCCUCCUGAUGAAAGUAUUGACUUGUAUCAAGUCAUUCAUAAAAUGAGGCACAAGAGAAGAAUGCACUCACAACCGCGAUCAAGAGGACGCCCAUCCCGUCGAGACCCCGUUCGGGACGUGGGAAGGCGUCGACCAGAAGAUUAUGAUAUUCAUAACAGCAGAAAGAAACCAAGGAUUGACUAUCCCCCUGAGUUUCACCAAAGACCAGGGUAUAUAAAGGAUCCCAGAUAUCCCGAAGUAGACAGACGAUUUUCAGGAGUUCGACGAGAUGUAUUUUUAAAUGGGUCCUACAAUGAUUACGUGAGGGAAUUCCACAACAUGGGACCACCACCACCAUGGCAAGGAAUGCCACCGUAUCCAGGUAUGGAGCAGCCACCACACCACCCUUACUAUCAGCACCACGCACCUCCACCUCAAGCUCACCCUCCAUACUCAGGACAUCAUCCUGUACCACAUGAAGCAAGAUACAGAGACAAACGAGUACACGACUACGACAUGAGAGUAGAUGACUUUCUUCGCCGCACACAAGCAGUUGUCAGCGGUCGGAGAAGCAGGCCUCGGGAAAGGGACCGAGAGCGGGAACGGGACCGUCCUAGAGAUAAUAGAAGAGACAGAGAACGUGACAGAGGCCGUGAUCGGGAAAGGGAGAGAGAGAGGAUUUGUGACCGGGACAGAGACAGAGGUGAAAGAGUUUCACAUGGUUCAGUGGGAGAAUGCUGCUAUCAAGUAUGCAAAUAUUGAAGUAUGAUUUUUUUUGACUGUAUGGCAGUGUUGUAGCAGCCUUUUUUUUUUCUUCCCUCUGCCCUUGUUUUUUAACCCUAUCUGUAAAGUCAAGUGUUUUUUCAGUCUUCAGUAAUGAAAGCAAUAUUAAGAAGACACUAUUGAUUUCUAAUUUUUAACCUUUUUUAAAAAUCUUCCCGUGUUCAGUAACAUUUUGGUCAAUACUCUUGUCUAGUCUCCCUCCAAAAUGUACACAUUGCUUGGAAUGUUCACAACUUGCGUGUGUGGAACCAGAAAAUAUUGCUGUAUUCUACAUUGCUACCAUUUUUUUUUACAAAAAUAAAUUGGUAACUAUUGAAA
This is a messenger RNA of Nipponia nippon (crested ibis), 2683 nucleotides long. Lineage: Eukaryota; Metazoa; Chordata; Aves; Pelecaniformes; Threskiornithidae. The record is from RefSeq and is a predicted model, not a curated record.